Molecule: messenger RNA, 2803 nt
Organism: Chiloscyllium plagiosum (whitespotted bambooshark)
Lineage: Eukaryota; Metazoa; Chordata; Chondrichthyes; Orectolobiformes; Hemiscylliidae
Gene: ints14
Product: integrator complex subunit 14
Biological process (GO): snRNA 3'-end processing
Cellular component (GO): integrator complex
Source: RefSeq, a predicted model, not a curated record
AGUGGGAAGUGGCGGACUCGGAGUGCGGGGACACAGGGCGGAGCAGGAGGUGGCGGACUGGGAGGACCCUGAAACCGGCGGCUCCUUGGGCACUAGGCCGCACAGCCUCGGGCUUGGCAUAUCUGCUCAUUCUUUGAGUGAUUGUGUCACCAGCCAUGCCGACUGUGGUGUUACUGGAUGUUUCUCUCUCCAUGACAAGGCCUGUCUCUCUGGAGGGCACAGAGGAAUACCAGCGUAAGCACUUGGCAGCCCAUGGGCUAAGCAUGCUAUUUGAACACAUGGCAACCAAUUACAAACUGGAGUUCACCUGUCUUGUAGCUUUCUCUUCACUCUGGGAGCUCAUGGUUCCUUUCACCAGAGACUACAAUACUCUACAGGAGGCACUGAGUUCUGCAGAUGACUAUGACAAGACUUGCCUGGAGUCUGCACUCAAUGGCAUUAGUAACAUUGUGCAGGAUGAGUGGGGUGUCUGCAUCCCCUGUCAGGUGAUCCUUGUAACGGAUGGGAGUCUGGGAAUAGGCCGAGGAUCUCUUCGCCAUUCCCUCUCUCUCCUCAGUCAGCGCUCUGAGGACAGCAAAUUCCCACUACCUUUCCCUUUUCCUUCAAAGUUGUACAUUAUGUGCAUCGCUAACUUGGAAGAGCUGCAGACCACCGAUACAUUGGAUAUUCUGGAACGUCUUAUAGAUUUAAAUAAUGGCGAGGGGCAGAUCUUCACCAUUGAUGGUCCUCUCUGCUUGAAAAAUGUGCAAUCCAUGUUUGGCAAACUGAUUGACCAGGCCUACUCUCCUUUCCAUGCUGUGCUGAAAUGUGGUCACCUGGUAUCUGACAUGCAAAUGUUUCCGAGGCCAGAACCUGUCAUCAUUGAUGAAGAACUGGAGCCUGUCCCAAAGACUAUCAACACAGAGCUGGAUAUAGUGGGAUUUAUAAAAAUCGCUGAUAUUGCCAGUCCACCCGUACUUUCUCGUCAUUUGGUUUUACCCAUAGCCCUGACUAAAGAAGGUGAUGACCUGGGGAGUGGGUUACCUGAAGAAACUGAAGAUGAAACCUCUGCUUCUCAAAUAGCUGGAAAGAUGCCAUCGUUUUGUGUUUUGCUGCAUGGCAGCCUCAAAGUCGAAGGGAUGGUGGCUAUAGUGCUGCUUGGACCAGACUGGUAUGGAAUGCUGUAUUCUCAGGCUGAUAGCAAAAAGAAGUCCAAUCUGAUGAUGUCCCUUUUUGAGCCUGGUCCAGAACCUCUUCCCUGGCUUGGAAAGAUGUCGCAGUUGGGGCCCAUUUUGGAUGCUGAGGAAAAUCCCUAUGGUGAAGAUGACAGCAAAAGCCCUUUCCCCAUACAGCCUAGGACAAAGCGCAGUUAUGCUCAGAAUGUCACUGUAUGGAUUAAGCCCAGUGGACUGCAGACUGAUGUUCAGAAGAUCUUAAGAAAUGCUCGGAAACUUCCAGAAAAAACACAAACAUUUUAUAAGGAACUAAAUCGGUUGAGAAAAGCAGCGCUCGCAUUUGGAUUUCUGGACCUACUGAAAGGUGUAGCUGAUAUGUUGGAUCGUGAAUGCACGCUCCUCCCAGACACCGCCCAUCCUGAUGCUGCAUUUCAACUCUCCCAUGCCGCUCAGCAGCUAAAGUUGGCCAGCAGUGGGAACUCAGAGUAUGCAGCGUAUGAACACAACAUUGCCCCUCUGCAGACAGACUUUUCCAGUAGCAGUGCUGAUAGAAUAUGAUUAGAAUAGAAACUGUAUUUGGUUCGCUUUUGAGGACCUUACUUUUUAAAAGCAGUAAUUUGCUGGAAGUGCUGUGCACAAAGAUACAGCAAGGGCCAUGUGGCUGUUUCAAAAGAAAAAAAUGCUACAAAAUCUACCUGGGAUCAUAUAGUGCCAAAAGAAAAUCUUUUUUACAAAAUCUAUUUUUAAUAAGCUGACUUUUUGGGUUAUUGUUAAAGUAGAAGAAAAUCUCAAUCGUUUCUUUUCACCACACAACCUAGGUAAAAAGAUUUGUGGUACUCUACAAUUUGUGUACUUUCCUCAACAAAUUCUUCUAAAUUUUCAGUAUAGACCAACCAGAAUGAAACAAUCUCAGACACAAGACAAGUGAUUUGUAUGUUUAGCACAUUGGUUAUUUGGUACAACAACUCUUGGCUUAGAAUAGAGUUGAGAGUCACAAACGAGCUAUGCCUCAAAUCUGAAUGAUUCAUUAAUCAUCUGAUUUUUGUACUGCCUCAUUUGUGACAGCUGUGUCACAAUUUAAUUCAACUAUUUUCAGUGAUGUAAGGGGCUGGUAUGCUUUCAAAAUGUGUUUCUGAAUGAAAAGAGAGCCUCAUAUUGUCUUAGUAUGUACAAUAAUGCAUCCCUGAUUAAUCAUACUUAAAAUUCUGAAAUUGAGUUAGUUCGGUGAACAUUUCUGUGGAAGAGACUACAGUAGUCCCCCCCCCAUACCCACAGUGAAUAUGUUCCAAGUCCCACUGCAGAAGCCCGGAUCCACGGAUAGGUGCUAACCUAUUCAUUUAAAUGGGAAACUGACCUCCCUGGCUCUGUAAGGUUCCCUGUAAUAUGUUUGGAAUGCAGUAUAUCGAAACAGAGGCAAACCAUUCCAUGGAUAUGGGGAUUACCCUGUAUGUGAUGCAAAUCUGUGGAAUCCUUUAAUAGUUCUGCUGUCUUUAAUGUAGGCAGCAUGUCCUUAGCUACAAAGAUAAAUGUUAAUUAGGAGCACACAGUUAGGUGCAGGUUUGAAGUCCAGCCCAUUGGUAUUGCAGAGAUUUUUUUUUGUGCUACUGUAACUGAAAUUAUUUUAAAUGAACUACUGUUGGACAGCUUGA